UGUAUCUUUGAAACAUAUCACCACGGUCCAAAGUUUAAAUACUCAUCGGUUUUUAUAUCACAUGGUCUAGUUUAUUCCUGACUACACAGUAUACUUUCAUCAUGUCUUCGACAGUUGUUUUAAAGGUUUGGGAUGACAGAUUUGAACUCGGAUUACAAGCAUUUUUAACAAAUUAGUAAGGUAUGAGUAAGUCAACAGGAAGGAAACGAACAAAACCUCAAGAAGUAAAUGGGGCAACUAAAAGACAGGAAUCCAAAGAAGAAAAGAUGUUGGACUUGCUGCAUGAUGAAAGAAAAGAGAGAGAAAAGAUUGUGUUAUGGCGACAACCUUUGACAACGCUGCACUACUUUUUCAGAGAGUCAAUUUGCCUCAUCUCAGAGUUUUCACAAAGGUUAUUAAAAAGGAAAAAGACAGUAGCAGCAUGUGUAAUCUUAUUUAUAAUGGCUACAGUUUUGUAUAAAAUUGAAGGACCACAUCAACAGGGAAUAAGUGCAAUGCAGAAGUCUCUACUCUGGUGGGGGUACUGGGUUGGUCUAGGAGUGUUGUCAUCUGUAGGGCUUGGAACAGGAUUGCACACAUUUCUGCUAUAUUUGGGACCACAUAUAGCAGCGGUAACCCUGGCAGCAUAUGAAUGUAAUUCCAUCAACUUUCCUGAACCGCCUUAUCCUAAUGAUAUUAUGUGCCCUGAGGAGGACACCAGCCACAAUGUUAUAACAAUAUGGACAAUUAUCAGUAAAGUCAGAAUUGAAGCCAUCAUGUGGGGUGCAGGGACAGCUAUUGGGGAACUCCCUCCCUACUUCAUGGCCCGGGCAGCUCGCUUAUCUGGUGCUGACUUAGACAGUGAUGACUUCGAAGAGAUUGAAGAACUCCUUCAUGAAAAGCAGAGUCAUCCGGAGGAAAUCGUUAGAAAUUACAGAAAGGGUUUCCUAGAGAGGGCAAAAAUUGGUGUGCAUAAUCUUGUCCAGAGAGUGGGUUUCUUUGGGAUUUUAGCAUGUGCAUCUAUCCCCAAUCCACUGUUUGACCUAGCUGGCAUUACAUGUGGGCAUUUCCUCAUUCCAUUUUGGACCUUUUUUGGUGCCACCCUUAUAGGAAAAGCAAUUAUUAAAAUGCACAUACAGAAAUUCUUCGUAAUAUUCAUAUUUAGUCAUCACCACGUAGAGCAACUUAUCAAACUUAUAGGGGCCAUUCCAAAGUAUGGAGAAUCUUUCCAGACUCCAUUUAAGGAUUAUCUUGAGAAACAAAAGAAGAAACUACACCACAAAGUGGGCUCUAACAUUCCUGGGGAAUCCAAUCUUCUUAGCUGGAUAUUUGAGAAAGUGGUAAUUGUCAUGGUGGCAUAUUUCCUGCUUUCCAUCCUGAACUCUAUGGCUCAAAAGUACCACAAGAGGCUCUGCAAGACAAAGCAUAAAAAAUAUCAACAUUAAAACAGGCUUUCACAUAGUGGUUCCAUAUCCUCAUGUCUAUUAUAUGGUUUUCUCAAGUGAUAAUUAUUAAUUUGUAAUACAGUUGUCAAUUUUGUCUCAGGUUUGGGUAACUUUUGGAAGAUAAUUUCAUAAUUUAGAUCUCAUUGUGCAAGGUUUUUUCUCUCUCUAAAUCAUUAAGUGUGUGCCUAAUUUUCAAAGUUAAAACAGACAAGAGCCUUGCAUUAUAUUUCACUAUUUAUUUCUUUUGUACAUGUGUUUUAGAUUACUUGUACAUAUUACAAACAAUAUAUGUAGAACUGUGUGUUAAAAUGACCAAAUUACAAAUGAAGAGUGUGGCAGUGUAUGACUUUCCACAUGGUGCUCCUGCAAUGUGAUUUUAUAACUCUUCAUUUCAGUAGUCCUGAAUAAAGUUCUACAUGUAUGUUUUAUAUUUUACACUACCUGUGUAUGCAGAAGAAACAAACACUUCACUAAAUUUGGAGUGUACAUGUAUAUCACAAUUAAAAUGUCUUCAAGGAUUUCCAAGUUUGGUUACAGUUUUAUUAUGAUUGAAAUUCAUAUUUGAUUAUUAUUUUCCUCCCUUCCUUAUAGUUUUUUGAACAAUGGCCUGAUGUAGAAUUAACUUCUGAUGGCCUUCGUUGUUGUGGGUGAUACAAUGUACAGUAUGUGUGAAAAUGUUUUGUAUUACUAGAAUUCCAUGGGUACCAUGGUUGUGAAAAUCAAUAAAAAAUACAUCCUUAAUUUUAUGACCUAAGUUGUAUAGUAUAUGUAUAAAUUCUUGCCCAUUUCUUUUUAGAGUUUUAGUGGUUCAGAAUUUUAUUACAACCCCCAAAACACUUAGAUUCAUUACUGAAUAUAGACUUAUUUUUGCUGCAGAUUAAUGUUUGAUAUUUUUACUGUGGACCAAAAUUGUGAAAUUGAAACUCCAGUGAAUAUAAUGUACAUGUAGCUAUAUCAAGCAUUUACUGAGUAUAUAGAAUGGACAUAAAAACGGAUUUAAAACAAGAAACUUUGAAAAUGACAAUGAGCAAAUUUAAAGUUGUGUACUAUAAACAGAUCCAAAAAAGGGAAACAGUUAAUUUGAUUAUGUGUGUGAGAGCUUCGUUUUAUUUUUUUAAUUUUGAUGUAGUGUAGAUUUAUAUUGAAAAAUGUACAUUUUUGGUCACUUGUGUCUCGGAGUGGCUUGUUGAAAAUUCUUGUUAAGUUUGGAUGGUCAUUGUAACACUUUUUAAAAACUUGACUUCACAUGUCUGUAUUUAUAUGUAAAUGUACCAUAGGCUUUGGAUUUAUGCAAUAUAAAUGAGAGUUGCCUUUUUAUAUGUUGCCAUUUUCUUGUGUAUUGAGUGAAGGAAGUUGUAAUGUGUCUCUUGCUGUAGAGAUUAAAAAGUUUAUUCCAUACUAUGAUAGUUUCAGUGUAGCUUGAGAAAUAUAAACUCUAUUAGUUCAUGUGUAAUUGUCAAACUGAAUCAGAUUAUCAUUAAACUGAGUACUAAACAUA
Messenger RNA from Ostrea edulis (European flat oyster), 2922 nucleotides. Its product is annotated as vacuole membrane protein 1-like. Lineage: Eukaryota; Metazoa; Mollusca; Bivalvia; Ostreida; Ostreidae. Gene Ontology annotation, biological process: autophagy; Golgi organization. The record is from RefSeq and is a predicted model, not a curated record. The coding region runs from base 183 to 1424 and encodes 413 amino acids. Gene Ontology annotation, cellular component: endomembrane system; endoplasmic reticulum; membrane. The transcript is spliced from 13 exons.